Zeugodacus cucurbitae (melon fly) is the source of this 1212-nucleotide messenger RNA. RefSeq names its product armadillo repeat-containing protein 7. Lineage: Eukaryota; Metazoa; Arthropoda; Insecta; Diptera; Tephritidae. The record is from RefSeq and is a predicted model, not a curated record.
AUAUUUUUUUGUUAUUAGAAUAAUAUCAGAUUAUUUGAAGGGUACACAAUUUAUAAUUCUUAAUUAGGAGCAACUUUUCAGUACAUCUUCAUAUCUCCCCAAAUUAUGUCGCCGACUUUAACGCGACCUUAAAGUUCUUGAGCAGUAUUUAAUCAUUAUCAACUCAAAAUUUUAUAGAUGCUGUUCGUGCUGCUGUAAGCAAAGUGUUAUAUGCCUUGCAUACCAUGUUCUCUAGCCAUGCUCAUCUGAAAAGACGCACACCAGAGGGGGGAAUACCACGUCCUGAUUAUAUUGAACAUCUUGUAGAAGAAUAUUACACCACAACUGACCUAGAGGCCAAGGAACAAGUGACAGCUAAUUUAACUAAUUUUGCUUAUGAUCCAAUAAAUUGGAGAUAUCUGAAAGAAGCUGGUGCCUUAGACGUAUUUGAAGACUGUGUGAAGAGUCCAAAUGAGCGAUUGCAACUACACGCAAUUGCCGGUUACUGUAACAUAUGUUUAGACCAUGUUGCCUUUAAGUUUAUUACAAACAUAGACGCAUUUGCUCAAAUAAGCCGACUACUACACGCAACAGAAGCAACGGACAUACAACUUAAUUGCAUCGCUCUGUUAUAUCAGUUACUCUCGGCGUAUUCGUGUAUACAAGAACAAAAAUCCUUAAUUGCCACACCGUGCUUGUUGAAAAAAAUUACACAACUGCGAAACGAAAGCACAGAUCUGAGAGUAAAGAACAUCGCGACAUUGUUUUGUGAAGAUUUUGGAACACGUAGUGAGGAAGUAGUAGAUUCGAAAAAUGUUCUUACAACUGUUAAACGGUUCCAAAGUCAGUUAACAACUAAAUGUAGAGAAAUUACUGUAGUUAAACGUUUCAGUCAAGAUGAAUUAGAUAAUUUUUCUACACUCACAGCAGAUUACAAUCCUAUACAUUCUACAGACACACCAAUAGACGAACGUAAGGUGCAUGGUGCUUUUCUCAAUGCCAUUGUGGCUGGAAUAAUUGGUACACAAAUUCCUGGACCAGGAACAAUAGUUUUAAGUCAAAAGUUUGAAUUUCCUAAAGCUUGUCGUGUUGAUAAAGAUGUAAACAUUACUGUUCGUUUAGUCAAUGCACGUAAAAUUGCUUUGGUGGAAUAUGAUUGUAGACAGGAAGGAAAAAUUGUUUUCAUUGGCGAAGCUAAACUUUUAAUAAAACACUGAUUAAAUUAUAACUAAA